ACCUGAUCUGAUUGAGUUCCACAAGCUGACGCGGUCCAAUGCAACCCACAACCUCCAGCAAGCUUUCAACAUCGCUGAGCAUAACCUGGGCCUCACCAAACUCCUGGAUCCUGAGGAUGUGAACACAGAGAACCCAGAUGAAAAGUCCAUCAUCACCUAUGUGGUCUCCUACUACCACUACUUCUCCAAGAUGAAGGCUCUUAUUGUGGAGGGCAAGAGGGUUGGCAAGGUGCUAGACAGUUGUAUUGAAGCAGAGAACAUCGUGAACCGCUACGAUGCCCUGGCCUCAGACCUGCUGGACUGGAUAGAGAAGACCAUCGCGGUCCUCAGCAACCAGAAGUUCGCCAACUCUCUGACCGGAGUCCAGCAGCAGCUGCAGGCCUUCACCACCUACUGUACCAUCGAGAAGCCCAUCAAGUUUCAGGAGAAGGGGAAUCUAGAAGUUCUUCUGUUCACCAUCCAGAGCAAGCUCCGAGCCAACAACCAGAAACCCUAUGUGCCUCAUGACGGGAAGCUCAUCUCAGAGAUCAACAAGGCCUGGGAGAGGCUGGAGAAGGCCGAACAUGAGAGGGGCGUGGCUCUGCGUAAGGAGCUGAUUCGUCAGGAGAAGCUGGAGCUGCUGGCUCAGUGCUUCGACCACAAAACCACCAUGAGACAAGCCUGGCUCAACGAGAACCAGAGACUCGUGUCACAGGACAAUUUUGGCUAUGACCUGCCAGCAGUGGAGGCGGCGAUGAAGAAACACGAGGCCAUCGAGGCGGACAUAGCCUCGUAUGAAGAGCGGAUUGGCGUGGUGGUGGAGCUCGGAGCAGAGAUGGAGGCAGAAGGAUACUACGACAUCCGGCGUAUCCUGGCACGGAAGGAGAACAUCCUGGGACAGUGGAGCCUGCUGAAGGAGCUGGUGGCUGGGAGGAGGACCCGGCUGGAGAAGAACCUAGCCAUGCAGAAGACCUUUCAGGACAUGGUCUACAUGAUCGACUGGAUGGAGGACACACAGGUCCAGCUGCUGUCCAAGGACUUUGGGAAGCAUCUUCUGGAGGUGGACGACCUGCUGCAGAAACACAGCCUGCAGGAGGCCGACAUCACAGUGCAGGCGGAGAGGGUGGAGACUCUGAACACCGCUGCACUCAAAUUCACCACCAUAGAGGGUUACCAACCAUGUGACCCACAGGUGAUCUGUAACCGUGUCAACCAUGUGUCUUCCUGUCUGGAGGAGCUGAGACAGCUGGCAGCUAAAAGACGUGAAGAGCUGGAGGAGUCCAGACAGCUGUGGGACUUCUUUCAGGAGCUGGAGGAGUCGGAGGCCUGGAUCAGGGAGAAAAGCUCCAUCCUGAGUGCUCAGGGCUACGGGAAGGACCUGAGCAGUGUGCUGAAGCUGCUGCAGAAACACAAGACGCUGGCUGGAGAGCUGCUGGCUCACCGCUCGCUGCUGCAGAACACCAUGAAGCAAGGAAAGCAGAUCCUGAGUGAGAAGAGCUUCGGCACGGCGGGGAUCCAGGAGCGCAUCAUGGAGGUGAAGAGCGAAUGGAAGAGUCUGGAGGACCAGGCCGCGCAGCGUCUGGGCCACCUGCAGGAGGCGCUCAACUUUUUCCAGUUCUCCACGGAGACAGACGACCUGGUGGCGUGGCUGCAGGACGCUUACCGCCUGGUGUCCAGCGAAGACUUUGGACACGACGAGUACUCCACCCAGUCGCUUCUGAAGAAACACAGAGGGGUCAGCGAGGCCGUGGACAAACACAGCAUGCACGUGCUGGCACUGCGCAAACACAUGGUGGCGCUGCCUCUGCGCUACCGCGAUCAGGAGGAGGUGCAGGUGCGCAUGGGGGAGGUGGAGCAGCUGUACACGGAGGUGGUGGAGGUGGCGGUGCUCAGACAGCAGUGGCUCCACGACGCCCUCGCCGUCUACCGCAUGUUCAGCGAAGUCAAUGCCUGCGAGCUGUGGAUCGAUGAGAAGGAGCAGUGGUUGGAAAAGAUGGAGAUCCCAGAGAGGCUGGAGGACGUGGAGAUGGUGGCUCACAGGUUUGAAAGCCUGGACCAAGAGAUGAACAGCCUGAUGGGAAGGAUUCUGGACGUUAACCAGAUCGUUCAGCAGCUCCUGGAUGGAGGUCAUCCGUCCUCCACAGAGGUCAGAGGAUGUCAGGACCACCUUAACUCCAGGUGGAACAGCAUUGUGGAGCUGGUGGAGCAGAAGAAGGAUCAGCUGGGCUCCAUGCUCCGCCUGCAGAACUACCUGCUGGAGUGUACCGAGAUCAAGUCCCAGAUCCAGGACAAGAGGAAAGCCAUCGACGCCACCCAGUACAUGGGCAGUGACCUGGGGGGGGUCAUGGCUCUGCAGAGACGACUCUCCACCAUGGAGGGAGCUCUGUCUGUCCUGGAGCCAAAACUACUGCAUCUGCAG
Notothenia coriiceps (black rockcod) is the source of this 2398-nucleotide messenger RNA. RefSeq names its product spectrin beta chain, non-erythrocytic 1-like. Lineage: Eukaryota; Metazoa; Chordata; Actinopteri; Perciformes; Nototheniidae. The record is from RefSeq and is a predicted model, not a curated record. Gene Ontology annotation, molecular function: protein binding. The annotation marks the transcript as partial. The transcript has 13 exons.